This is a messenger RNA of Neoarthrinium moseri, 882 nucleotides long. RefSeq lists its product as uncharacterized. Lineage: Eukaryota; Fungi; Ascomycota; Sordariomycetes; Amphisphaeriales; Apiosporaceae. Bases 1 to 882 code for a protein of 293 amino acids. The transcript has a single exon. The record is from RefSeq and is a predicted model, not a curated record.
AUGGGCGCCGUAAAAGACCUUCAUGGCAUCGCCUUGCCUGGUCGAUACGAGAUCCGCCCGAUAGAGCCGCAGCACGAAGAAUGGUGUCGCGCGUUGCUCGCCCAAGCACUGCUGCUGCGUGCGCCAAUCUGGCGACCAUUAAUCCCUGAGCCGAAAGUCAAGACGAUACUGACAGGCUGGCGGACUCUGGAGCCUUACUAUGGCCACUCUCUACGCAAUGGCCUCUCCUACGCCGUCUACGAUAAAGAGUAUGUCUUCAAGCGUCCUGAAUCUGUUGCCAGCGGCGGUGCAUUCUACUGGGAUGAGAUUAAUGCCGAAGACCCGGCACUUGAGGUCAAGGGAGAGCAGUGGAUGUUGGAUGGGCUAGACUUUCCAAUCGUUUCCCUGGCUCUGUCAUACGACCUGCUUCAGCCGCCACCCAAGGAAGCAUAUGCGGCCAUGGGCAGGCUACUCCCCGCCUGGGGUGCGAUGAUGGCGCAGUUCACAGACACGGCCCAAACCAUUCCCAAUCUCCCGCAGCCCACUGAAAUUGGUCAGUAUGCACACCGAUCCGGGUGCGUAACGCGUUCAGAGUACGAAGGGAAGGGACUGGGGAAACUGGCAUCAUGGUGGGUGAUGCACGAGAUGGCGGCCAAAGGGUUCCGGGGGCUGUUGGUAGGCGCCGGAAAUGACCAGAUUUCGAAGAUUUGGCUGCAUAAAGAUGCGCCAUUCAAAGUCGAAACAAUCAUCAAGGAAGACCUUUGGGAGGUGGAGCUAGAAGUCGAUGGGCAGAACAUACGUCCGUAUAAGGGUCAUCCGUUGCGAGACUUCAGAUACCUUCAGUGUGAUUUGAAAGAGAGCAAGACUGGACUGAGUUCGGAGGCAAUGGGCCGAGAGUAUUAG